CGCCAUGUCAUCGGAUCAGCAGCUGUGCUCGAAGAUAUGAAGGCAUCUUGGCAACUUCUCCCGCCCAUCUCGACACCAUCGAUGCAGUCCGCGUCUUGCUGCCGUUCCAUCAUCCACCGUGGUUAGCACCCAUGCCACCUCGUCCGCCCAUCCCCCCACCUUCUCUAGAAACAUGCUCGUCUUCGAACCCCGACCUCGAUACGGAUGGGAUUCUCGGAUCCGAUGACGAGCUGGAUGACGUGGCGCGUGCCGCCCAACGAUCGAGGAUCGAGAAACUCGCGGGGAGUUAUGCUCAGGGCGCCCCGGUCUAUAUUCUAUCUGCUUCACUCCGAGGACCGUUCGAGGAUGGGUGGGUGAAUCCAUGGAAGAAGAACAGACGGAGGGACUAUACAAAAGGGCGCUCGGGUCGGGCGAAGAAAAAGAGGGCGACAUCACCGAGUCCAGUGGUGCAGGAGACAAAUUCACGAAAGAGAAGGCCGUACCACGAUUCGGAGAUUCGGGAGGCGAGGAGAUCGGCUGCCAGUCCCUCCUCCAGCGUUGGCUUAUCGAUUGGCAAAUUCGAUCCAAGGGCCGACUCCCAACGUCGACCCUCUAACAAGUCUCUCGGAAACAAGCGUGGUCUAUCAGCGGUGUCGCCAAAUACUCCGAGACGAAUCCCUUCGUCGAUAGUGGGGUCCGAUGUACCUUCGCAGCACUCGGCUCCCUCCAGGCCCACAGAUCAUAGGUGGCUUAAAAAGGACCACGUCCGAAUUGGGUUCAGCCAGGUUGACCCACCUACCUCCCCUACUACAUCCAUCUCCUCUCGUCUGGCCGAAACGCGGAGUCGUAUGACUGAGGGUUCUUCCAAGAAGCGAAAGUCCCAUCCUUCGAACGACCAGGGCCCGAGCAAAAGCAAUGAAUUGAAGCGACCAUUCGAGCGUGGCAACUACACACCCGGCCGUAAUGUCGACGAUCGGUUACGGGUCGACGCAAGAUCCUCGUCCCCCGGGAAGCAUCUCUGUCCACCGACCGUGGUAGAGAGACUUGCCGAAGCUUCUCACCGAGAUCCGUCGUUCCACGUACUAUCUUCUUCAUCCCAGCUGCCGAAGUUCGAAUACCGUCGAAGGAGGCAUCUUUUGCCCGACGGAGAGGCGCACUUUAGACCUCCACCCACGGCUGUAGCGAAUGAGAGGAGCCCCGCCGAUUCAGUUGCCUCUCACGACACGGAAAUUGCAGACAAUGAUUUGGAAGUGCCCCGAGAAUCGCCCUCAACAAAUAUGGUCGAGAAUGGACCGCCAAAAUACACACAAAACCCUCGAGCGUCCUUCACAACCAGCAAUACUUCCAACACUCUCCGUGAUGCGUCUGAGCCGCAUUCAGAGGACCAGACUAGUGGAUUACACACCAAGGGAAAUACAAGUGAGAAGCUGCCUUCGGCCCAAAAGGUUCAAGAAAACCCAACCAUAACGGAUUAUACCACCUCUCUACGUUCGAUCGCUAUACAAAAGUCCAAUUGGGAACAUAAUGGAGAUGCAGAUAGUACCUUUGAUCCACCGUUUUCAACACAAGCGGCUCUUCGACUCGCUCAGAAGUCGUUCCAGAAUGACCUUGACACACCGAAUCGCAUUCCUGCAAUAUCGGAUCACACCGAACCCACGUCGCGCUCACUCGGCCCUGGAUCAGCUGGAUCAAAGAACAUUACCCCUUUUCACCAAAUGACUGCGCCUGCCACAGAUGACGGGCCCAAAUCCGCACCGGGAACAACCGCACAUCAGAUGAUGAGCACCCAGCACAUCAUCGACGCCGUGACGCCGUUCACCUUUAGCGCGGAGAAGAAGAUCCAAUUUCUCACUGCAUCCUCCUAUAAGGAAAGCCCCAGGAGUCACCAAAGAGAUAGCCAGCGCCCGUCGUCGCCUACAUCUCCAACCCCCUGUGAACAUAACCGGGAACCUUCUACUUCUAGAGGCGAGAGGAGUUCUGUACAUAAUGAGUCUCCCCAACAACCAAGCAUUCCAAUCGAGAUGCAGAGCGCCCUUGCCAUGACCUUAUCCGGGACUACACCACCCACAGCACAGGACGGACAAGGCGCAGCGGACAGUUUCAACUUGAGCCAGGCGAUCGCGGAAGCUGGGAGCUGGUUGCAACACAGUUUCGACUUGAACCGGGACAUCAUGGCAAUGAGGCAUUCUAAACCCGGGUCUUCUGCGAAGACGGCGAGGUCUGCCGCUGUGAGUUUCGAUACCACGAAAUAAAACCCAUUUUAUCUGGCAGGAAAAGCC
This is a messenger RNA of Aspergillus candidus, 2258 nucleotides long. RefSeq lists its product as uncharacterized. Lineage: Eukaryota; Fungi; Ascomycota; Eurotiomycetes; Eurotiales; Aspergillaceae. The record is from RefSeq and is a predicted model, not a curated record. The coding region runs from base 132 to 2231 and encodes 699 amino acids. The transcript has a single exon.